CUGCGACAGAAGGCGAUGCUGAAAAUGUCAUUCUGUGGCCUGGCUCUAAAUAAAAGCGAUGCUCAUUUAGACCGAUCGGACAAAACCCGGAGAAUUGUAGAGUUUGACUUUAUCGUAAGAAACGUCGCACUGAUCAGAUCUUACCUGGGAAAAAAAGAAGAUGUCGGAGAUUUAAAUUCGCCGGUGGAUUCCUUAAUUUGAUCAUGCAGAAUAAUCUGGAAAAUAAGAGCUGAAACGAAUCUUCUGGACUGCUGCUGUAUCAGGAACAAACCAGCUGGAUAAUUAUACAGUCGAUUUCUUUGCGGAAAUAUAGGUGAUAUUACUCGUGUAACGGUGCUCAUCGGUUUGCAAUAAUAAGUGGGAUGGACAAUGCCCAUACUAAGACGGUCGAGGAGGUGUUGGGGUACUUUGGAGUGAACGAGUCCACAGGUUUGAGCAGUGAGCAGCUGAGGAAGAAUCGUGAACGAUGGGGUCCAAACGAAUUACCAGCUGAAGAAGGGAAGUCUCUGUGGGAGUUGGUGCUGGAGCAGUUUGAGGAUUUGCUUGUGCGCAUUCUGCUGCUCGCGGCCUGCAUUUCCUUUACUCUGGCCUGGUUUGAAGAAGGGGAAGGCACCAUCACUGCUUUCGUAGAGCCUUUUGUAAUCCUCCUUAUCCUUAUCGCCAAUGCCAUUGUGGGUGUGUGGCAGGAACGCAAUGCGGAAAAUGCCAUCGAAGCACUGAAAGAAUAUGAGCCGGAAAUGGGGAAGGUGUACAGACAGGACAAAAAGAGUGUACAGAGAGUCCGAGCAAGAGAUAUUGUGCCUGGUGACAUUGUAGAAGUGGCAGUGGGUGAUAAGGUUCCAGCGGACAUCAGACUGACCUCCAUUCGUUCCACCACUCUGAGAGUGGACCAGUCCAUUUUGACAGGGGAGUCUGUCUCAGUGCUCAAACACACAGAUCCUGUCCCUGAUCCACGUGCUGUAAACCAAGACAAAAAAAACAUGCUCUUUUCUGGCACAAACAUUGCCGCAGGGAGGGCAAUAGGUGUUGUAGUAGCCACUGGCGUGCAGACAGAAAUCGGUAAAAUCAGGGACGAGAUGGCAGCCACAGACCCAGAACGGACUCCUUUACAGCAAAAACUAGACCAGUUCGGGGAGCAACUCUCAAAGGUGAUCACAGUGAUCUGUGUAGCAGUAUGGGGCAUUAACAUUGGACACUUCAGUGAUCCUGUACAUGGUGGCAGUUGGCUGAGAGGAGCUGUGUAUUAUUUCAAGAUUGCCGUGGCUUUGGCCGUAGCUGCCAUCCCCGAGGGUCUUCCUGCUGUCAUCACCACCUGCCUGGCAUUGGGCACACGUCGAAUGGCGAGAAAGAAUGCUAUUGUUCGCUCACUGCCUUCAGUGGAGACUCUGGGCUGCACAUCAGUCAUCUGCUCUGACAAAACUGGCACUCUAACCACCAAUCAGAUGUCUGUCUGCAGGAUGUUUAUCGUAGAGAAGGUUGCAGGUAGCAGGUGUGUUCUGAAUGAGUUUACAGUGACUGGAUCCACUUAUGCACCUGAAGGAGAAGUAUAUAAGGAUGGUGCAGUGCUGCGCUGCAGUCAGUACGAUGCCCUGGUAGAACUGGCUACCAUAUGUGCCCUGUGUAAUGAUUCAUCUCUGGACUACAAUGAGAGUAAAUGUGUGUAUGAGAAGGUGGGGGAAGCCACAGAGACUGCGCUGUGCUGUCUAGUGGAGAAGAUGAACGUGUUCGAAACGGACCUGAGGAGUCUUACCCCUGUCGAAAGGGCUACUGCGUGCUGUUCGGUGAUAAAACAGUUAAUGAGGAAAGAAUUGACGUUGGAAUUUUCUCGAGACAGGAAGUCCAUGUCUGUCUUCUGCACUCCUAACAAACUGUCCCGCUCUGCCACAGGAGCCAAGAUGUUUAUUAAGGGGGCACCAGAGAGCGUUUUGGAGCGUUGUUGUUGGAUCCGUGCUAGUGGUGGUGCACGAGUGCCCUUAACCUCUGACCUUAGGGAACAGCUCUUAGCCACAGUAAGAGAGUGGACUUCAGGUCGUGACACCCUACGCUGCCUUGCCAUGGCAACCAGAGACUCACCACCCGACCCACGGACCCUGAACGUGGAGAACUCAUCUACCUUUUCUGAGUAUGAGUCAGAGCUGACGUUUGUGGGGUGUGUGGGGAUGUUGGACCCUCCUAGAAAAGAGGUGCUGAACGCGGUGCGCAUGUGCAGGCAGGCUGGUAUACGCGUCAUCAUGAUCACUGGUGACAAUAAAGGCACAGCACUGUCGAUCUGCAGACGUGUCGGGAUUAUAACAGAGCAGGAGGAAGAGGAGGCAGAGGGAGCACCUUUUGGUGGAGGGCUGACUGGGCGAGAGUUUGAUGAGCUGCCGCCCCACCUGCAACGCCAAGCCUGCCUCACUACCCGCUGCUUCGCCCGCGUUGAACCAACUCACAAGAGUCGCAUUGUAGAGUACCUUCAAAGCCUCAACGAUAUCACAGCUAUGACUGGUGAUGGAGUUAAUGAUGCUCCUGCUCUGAAAAAAGCUGAGAUUGGGAUAGCGAUGGGCUCAGGGACAGCAGUGGCCAAAUCAGCUUCUGAGAUGAUCCUAGCUGACGAUAACUUCUCCACCAUAGUUGCUGCAGUGGAGGAGGGUCGAGCCAUCUACAACAACAUGAAGCAGUUUAUCCGCUACCUCAUUUCCUCUAACAUUGGAGAGGUAGUGUGUAUUUUUCUGACUGCUGCUCUGGGCAUGCCUGAGGCUCUCAUCCCAGUUCAGUUGCUAUGGGUGAAUCUGGUGACGGACGGCUUCCCUGCCACUGCACUAGGCUUUACCCCUGACCUGGAUAUAAUGUCGCGACCCCCACGCUCUCCCAAAGAGCCCCUCAUCUCAGGCUGGCUUUUCUGCAGAUACCUCAUAAUUGGCUGUUAUGUGGGAGUAGCUACAGUGGGCGCUGCGGCUUGGUGGUUCAUGGCAGCACAUGAUGGACCAAAACUCUCUUUCUAUCAACUGUCUCACUAUCUGCAGUGCAGUGAGGGACAUUCUGACUUUGCAGGAGUUCAGUGCUCUGUAUUUGAAUCACCCUAUCCUAUGACUAUGGCUCUGUCAGUGCUGGUCACCAUAGAGAUGUGCAAUGCCCUCAACAGCCUGUCUGAGAACCAGUCUCUGCUGAAGAUGCCUCCCUGGUCAAACCCCUGGCUUGUGGGUGCUAUCUGUCUUUCCAUGGCCCUCCAUUUCCUCAUCCUAUAUGUGGAUCCACUGCCUAUGAUUUUCCAGAUCCGGCCACUGUCUUGGCCGCAGUGGGUUACUGUUCUAAAGAUGUCCCUUCCAGUUAUCCUGAUGGAUGAAGCCCUGAAAUUCUUGGCAAGGAACUACAUUGAGCCAGGCACUGACCUUGAACAAGAGGAAGAGGACAGACAGAAUUAUGGCCAAGGUGUAUUUGCAGACCUGGUCGUCAAAAUACAACGAGGUCUAAAGGAUGUCUCCUGGGCAUUUGUGUUCAUUUCUGCUCCCCUUUUGUUUUGGAUUUACAGCUUGGACUCAGAUAUUAUAAACAUCUUCUGGGAAUAGUAAGCAAAGAGAAUGUAAGAAGAGGGAGUGGGUGGUUUUUAGUGGGAGAGUUGGAGGGGGGUUAAGUUCAGACAAGGUGAAUUAGGAAUAUAACACCAAAAAAGGAAAUAAAAUGAACAUACGUAUAAGCAAAAAAAAUAUAGGACAGGAAGACUUUUUGAGCAUGGACAAUCAGAAUUAUUGGGAACAUGAGAACAGAGAGGAAAACCAGGAAGGAAGGCAAUUGUCAUAUUUUCCCAAAAAACAUUCCUGUCAUCUUCAUUCCUCAUGCAUUUAAAAUAUAUUUAUAUAGCUCUAUAUUAUCUCCACUUAAACAGGCUUGUUUUCAACUCAUUCAUUUAAAUUAUUUGUUGUCUCAUCAGUUAUUUUUACAUUAGGAAUCAGACAAUACACAUUGGGCAACACAGAGCAUUCACAUCCAUGCAAAAUUAAAAUGGAGACAUUAAUGGUUAAUGGACAUUAAAUUUACCGUAUGUUCUUAUUGCGUAUUUUUUGUUGUUCUUUUUAAGCAUAUAUUUAGAAUAUUUAUUAAUCAUUCACCUGCAUGUUAGGGGAUUUGUAUUGUUUAGGAUAUGGAAAAAAACAUGUGAGACAAACAAUAACCAGAAACUCAAGACCACUAAAAGAAGGGAACUGACCGCAUGUAAAGUGAAAAGUUUACCAUGCUACAGUACCAUCAUUAUAAGCAUUAUAAUCUGGAUUAUGGGAUUUUUUUUUUUAAGUUUUGAUUCAGUAUAUUUCUGCGAAACAGGAAAAAAGGGAUUUCGCAUAUACUAAGUCCAAACAAAACACAGCACUUUUGAGACCUGUUUAAUCCCACAUUCUGACCCGUCUAUGUCAUUUAAUUUCAAUUUGAACUUUACAUCGAUUUUAGGCAGAGCUUAGCAGAAAGCUUGACUUCAAAGUCUUAAUCACUCUCUCUAUGGGAUACAAAAAACAUGUGUGCUCUUCUGAUGAAUGCUUAAGGAAAAUAUCAUCCACAUCAUCAAUUUUAUUGUUUUAACAUUCACGAGGGUCUGUAUUUUAUUUAGUAUUUUCAUUUUCCCUAAAAUAAUUAUUGCACUACAUUGUACUACAAUGUGCUAUAUCUUGAGUACAUUUCAGAUAAAAAUGCUGUUUCUCACAACUUUGAAGCGAAUACUGUACCGUACUGUACUGUACAACCUGUCAGGCUGUAACCCAGAGUUCUCAUGAAAGUUUGUGUGGAUUACGCAUCUCGCUUUUUGUCUGUAACAAUAGAACACUCCUUAAAAAGAUAUGAUGUGUAGGAGAAUGAAACUAUGACUUGCCCCAAAUUUGAAAUCUAAUUCUCAUAGAUCAGUUGUUUACUUUUGAUGUUUAAGUCCAUUUAAAUGCAAGUACUUUUGUACUUUUCCUAGAUUUAAAAUAUAAAAGGAGUACUUUUAGGUGAGUAAAAUUUAAGCAGGACAUUUGACUUGCAAUUAGAGAAAUGGUGUAUUUCAUGCACCACUGUUAAACAUGCAAUAUAAGAGCAUAGAAAUCCGAUUUAUUAGUUGUAAUAUGGUUCACUCAAGAUUUCUCAUCUGCAGAUGAGUUACUGUCACUGUUGCCUAAGGUAUGCUGUAAUGUCUGAGUGUCGUGAAAAACAAACUGAUUCAUACAGUACAUUUUACUGCACCACUCUGUUUGUAACCUUCCAUUUUUAGUGAGAUUUCUACAGUUCACUCUUUAUCACAUUAAUAUUACACCAUAUUUGUGUUGAAGAUAUUUGUGUUUUUUAAAUGUUCUAUUGCCAGAGGAAAAAGAAGGGCUGUAACUGCAAAAUAAAUAAAAACAAAACAUAUAAAUUGUGUUCUAUUUUUAUUUCCCUAUUCUAUGUUGUCAAUUAUAGUUAAAUUUACAUUUAUUGCAGAAAAUAACAAUAAAACUUUCAUGGACUUUUAGGUUGUUCAAGUCGUUUAUUUUCAAAAAUGUUUUUUCACAUGUAUAAAAUGUUUUUUUUUUGUGUGUGUUGUGUUAAUAGGUACCAUUGUCAUAACUUUUCUUUGAUGGGAAAAAAAAGCUCAAUGGAAUGGAAAUAAAAAGUACAUUUAAAAUGA
Silurus meridionalis is the source of this 5608-nucleotide messenger RNA. Its product is annotated as sarcoplasmic/endoplasmic reticulum calcium ATPase 2. Gene Ontology annotation, cellular component: membrane. The record is from RefSeq and is a predicted model, not a curated record. Gene Ontology annotation, molecular function: P-type calcium transporter activity; ATP binding; ATP hydrolysis activity. NCBI's taxonomy places the organism in Eukaryota, Metazoa, Chordata, Actinopteri, Siluriformes, Siluridae. Gene Ontology annotation, biological process: intracellular calcium ion homeostasis; calcium ion transmembrane transport.